AAAAGAUAAUAUAUAUAUAUAGGAAAUGUAUGGUGGAUAUAAAACCGAUAUUUUAUAUUCUUCUAUAUAUACUGGCCAUUCCCUUAGUUGAAAUCACAUAAAGCAUCAGAAGAAGAAAAAGAAAACUACAAAAUCAAUCAAAGAGAAGUAAGAGAAAUGGCAGGUUCUAACUGUGGAUGUGGCUCCUCCUGCAAAUGUGGUGAUUCGUGCAGUUGCGAGAAGAACUACAACAAGGAGUGUGAUAACUGUAGCUGUGGAUCAAACUGCAGCUGCGGGUCAAGCUGUAACUGUUGAAGAAAUUAUCAGCAUGGUCUCAAACCAAGGAAAAUGGGAAAAAAAUGUGUUUUAUGCUAAGAGAUCUUUGUGUAUGUUGGAAUAAAGACUUGGCAUUGUGUUGCGUAAUGAGUAAGAGUAACUAUUAAGCUUGCUUGACUUGUUCCUGCUGUGUAAUGUUUUUAUUUGUAACCUAAAUCAUAAAUAGUAUAUGUAUUCUUUUGCGUUUGUAUGUGUAUAUGUCUCCUCUCUAACGAAAACCAUAAUUUAAAAGGCUAUACAUAUUUUCACGUUUUGACUAAAA
Molecule: messenger RNA, 577 nt
Organism: Arabidopsis thaliana (thale cress)
Lineage: Eukaryota; Viridiplantae; Streptophyta; Magnoliopsida; Brassicales; Brassicaceae
Gene: MT1C
Product: metallothionein 1C
Exons: 2
Coding region: 157-294 (45 amino acids)
Source: RefSeq, marked reviewed